Molecule: messenger RNA, 1095 nt
Organism: Bombyx mori (domestic silkworm)
Lineage: Eukaryota; Metazoa; Arthropoda; Insecta; Lepidoptera; Bombycidae
Gene: Xport-A
Exons: 3
Coding region: 190-471 (93 amino acids)
Source: RefSeq, a predicted model, not a curated record
UUGCGUUGAUUAUUCUCGUAUGAGUUUUUAGUAAAUCUUAGCUUGGGGCGGUUGAAUGAGAAAACAAAACAAAUUAUGGAAAAAAGUGUAUUUUUUAAAGAAAACUGAAUAUUUUUAAACCAGUCGCAUUUUUCCUGCUAGAGCCAACACGACGCUGAACUGCCUGCGAAAUAUUCGGAACAGAAAACUAUGACGAGGAACAAACAUAUCAAAGGGUCACACAAAGGCUCAGCUAUUAAAGUCCUGGAUAAAAGCUUAGAAACUGUUGACAAGCCAACAAACUCCGAUUGUUUGGAUGAAGAGGAACAAGGUUUUGGAGGUUGGCUCAGAUCCACAAAUGGUUUAGAAACGAUGAAGCUGUUCGUGAUUGCCAACAGUAUUGUGAUGCUCACGACUUUGGCCUAUCCUCACAUGCAAAAUAUCAUCGGGAUUGUAUCCGAUCUAAUGUAUGGACCAGACUCUAUAUAUUGAAUAAAUCACCCUUAUCAAUCUGUAUUCUUGGUAUAAUAUUUAUGUCAUUUAUUAUUUGUUUUUUAGUACAGCUGAAUUAGUGCAUUCGACUUUUCAAAUUAUUCCAUAGUAUUUUUAACUAUUUAAAAAAGAGAGAUACUCAGCUCUGUGGUUUUUGUUGUUGAUUUUAAGUUAUAUUCGUUCCUAAAUUAACUUUUUCUUUAUUAUUAAUUCGUUCCUUAUCGAAUUAAUACUAUUGUGCUCAGUUUCAAUGCAGGUUUACGUCUCUUUAGUUAUUUCUCAUUGUUUAUUUUGGUUUUUUAAAUAAUAUAUUCGUCUAGUUACAUAUCGUUUAUUUCAAUUUAAAAUGUUCAGCCUAAUAUUUCGCUUAGUAUUUACAUUAAGUGUUUUGGUGUGGUAUUUUGUGAAUGUAUGGAAUAUGAUCGCCGAUUAUUUUAAUAAAGAAUUUCAUAAGCUGUUAUCCAAUGAAUCGGAUUCGAUAGAAGAAUUCGAAUUAUAAUGAAUGUGGUUAUAUAAAAUAAACCCUAAAAUGUAUCGUCAUUCUUUUUGAUUAAUUUUUUCAAUUCAAAUUUAAUUUUUACGUUCACUUGCUAAUUUAUCUGAAAAUAUAUUGAAAGUUUUAAA